Molecule: messenger RNA, 1070 nt
Organism: Cotesia congregata
Lineage: Eukaryota; Metazoa; Arthropoda; Insecta; Hymenoptera; Braconidae
Source: the annotation of a GenBank genome assembly
GCGCUGGCAUGGAGGCUGCGAACGGUGCGAUAGACCACGAUUUUCACAAUACUCUAGUGCCAAUAAACGGCAGCCACUCUGGAAGCUCCGGCAGAAGCACACCCAACAGCGGUGACCCGGCUCCUGGUAAAUUAUUUGUUGGAGGACUGUCAUGGCAGACUAGCAGUGAGAAACUCAGAGAGUACUUUGGGAUGUUUGGAACCGUAACAGAUGUUUUGAUAAUGAAGGAUCCAGUUACUCAGCGGAGUCGUGGAUUCGGCUUCAUAACAUUCGCAGAACCUGGAAGCGUGGACAAAGUACUUAAGUGCCCAAUCCACACUCUGGACGGUAAGAAAAUAGAUCCAAAGCACGCGACUCCUAAAAACCGAGCUAAGCAAGCUAACCGAACAAAGAAAAUCUUCGUCGGGGGCGUAAGCCAGGACACGAGUAGCGACGAAGUUAAGGCUUACUUCAACCAAUUCGGCAAGGUUGAAGAAACCGUGAUGCUGAUGGACCAGCAAACAAAGCGACAUCGCGGAUUCGGCUUUGUAACUUUCGAAAACGAGGACGUAGUCGACCGAGUUUGCGAGAUCCACUUCCACACAAUAAAGAACAAGAAAGUCGAGUGCAAAAAAGCCCAGCCAAAAGAAGCGGUUCAACAAAGCGCCCUCGCGCUGGGCAAAAGAGUAGUUUUGGGCGCGCUGGGUGUCAGGUUAGCGCCUCAGCCGCCCCUACAGGUGGCGACAGCGUCUCAGAUCGUCGCCGCACAAGCCCAAGCUCAAGUUCAAGCUGCCGCCGCGGCUGCGGCGGCAGCACAAGUACAAAACGCCGUCGCCGGUUACGGAAAGCUCUUUGCCAGCAGCUACCCGGCGUUGUCCGCUUACCGCUACGCUCCCUACCCAAUUCCUGCGGCUGCUGUCGCAGCGCCCCCUCAGGCUCCAGCGCCACCUACUGCCGCUAACACAGCGCCCCAGCAAGCCGCCGCAGCUCCCGGGAACCCCUACCAAGGCUACUCUCUCACUAACGUUGACAUGUCCAGCUUCCAGGGCGUCGAUUGGGGCUCCAUGUACGGAAUGGGUAUGUACGUCUAA